This is a messenger RNA of Leptonychotes weddellii (Weddell seal), 762 nucleotides long. NCBI's taxonomy places the organism in Eukaryota, Metazoa, Chordata, Mammalia, Carnivora, Phocidae. The record is from RefSeq and is a predicted model, not a curated record.
AUGAGUCAAACACGGAAGAAAAAUUCUUCAGAUGGAGAAACUAAACCCCGGACUUCAUUUGUCAACAAAUUCCUCAGGGGCUCAAAACUUAUGUCCUCCAAAGCUGAAAGCAGAAAAGAGAGCAAUGACCUUGCAACAACUGAUUUCCAACCCAGCAACGACGCACAGAAAACAGCCACUAUAGAUACGGCUCAGCCUCUCACUUCAGACGAGGAAUGGGGAUCCAGGAUGGAGAAAAAUGAGCAGUUCCUGCAGAAGCUGGGCAGAACGGCUGUGGACAAGUGUCUAGAUCUGAAUAACUGCAGACUAACGGCAGCGGACGUGAGGGAAGUGGUUGCUUUGCUGCCUUUUCUCCCAGACUUGGAAAAACUGGCUAUUUCCUGGAAUGAUUCUGGAGGUGGAAACCUCCAUUCAAUCACCCAGCAAAUGCAUCUCGUCAGCAAGUUAAAAAUCCUGAGGCUGGGAAGUUGCAGACUUACCACGGAUGAUGUUCGAGCCCUGGGUAUGAUGAAUGCUUCACUGGAAGCAGCUCUGAAGUGUCAAGGGCAAACUAUCUGGGUCACGCCCCCUCGGGUGCUCAUGGAUGAGAGCACAUGGAAGAUGGAAUGCCAUGCUGAGCACUUGCAUAACUUCUGAAAGGCUACACAGCCUGUACCUACUAGCACUGUGGUAAGCCCCAGGAUAGAGAAGGGAACAAGGCUGGCCAGAUAGAUACCUGCUCUCAUGGAAUUUAAAUGGAGAUAAUUUGUCAAAUUUGCUUAC